This is a messenger RNA of Lymnaea stagnalis (great pond snail), 711 nucleotides long. The record is from the annotation of a GenBank genome assembly. NCBI's taxonomy places the organism in Eukaryota, Metazoa, Mollusca, Gastropoda, Lymnaeidae.
AUGAUCGCCAUCUUGUAUUCACCAUGGAGAUCCAACCCUUGUCGCGUCAUCUUGCUCAUCCGGUUCCAGAUCACGUGUUCGAUCCUCGCCAUUCUCUUCACACUGCUGCCGACUCUGGGACUGUCUCACGAGCAAACUGAAGGUCCGGACAUUGCCGUGGAGAUCAAUUCCAGCGGUUACUCCGCCAACUCAUCAAACGCCGAACAGAAUAUUCAAAUUAUAAACAUAACCCAGAGAAUUCUUCCCAACAAUGGAACGAAAGUUGCGGAUCAGACGAAGCCCGCAGAAACUGUUUACGUCCCGAGAGAGUUCGAUAGCGAGAUUCCCCGAGAAUAUCCAACAGCUCUCGUGAUAGCCAGCUCCGUGGCCGCUGUGAGUAUUCUGGUGUUUUUCUUCCUGGCGUACUGCUGGCACACUCACCAGCUGGACAGCCGGGCCAGAAAGCUGGCCAUCCGUUUGGCUGCCGAUGCCGAGCAAGGCAUGAGAAGGCGAAACUGUCCAGCCCAGUCCAGAGUCAGGGAGGGGAGGUCGGUGUCCCGGCCCGUGUCCGAGGCGUCGCCGGACAGGAAUCAUUAUGAGGCGUUGACGAUGGAGGACGACCCCGGUCACGGCAGCGACUGUGGGCGUAGCUCCAGGGGCGUGUCUGAGAGCGAUGCCGGUGACAGUGAAGAUCUGUUCAUGCCAUCCCAGCUCCAAGGACUCGGUGACAGG